This is a messenger RNA of Eimeria tenella, 3429 nucleotides long. Its product is annotated as tRNA 2' phosphotransferase, putative. Bases 1 to 3429 code for a protein of 1142 amino acids. The transcript is spliced from 5 exons. The record is from RefSeq and is a predicted model, not a curated record. NCBI's taxonomy places the organism in Eukaryota, Apicomplexa, Conoidasida, Eucoccidiorida, Eimeriidae. Gene Ontology annotation, molecular function: tRNA 2'-phosphotransferase activity. Gene Ontology annotation, biological process: tRNA splicing, via endonucleolytic cleavage and ligation.
AUGGAGAACCUCUGGACUCUCAGGUGUUCUUGCACUUCUUUAUCGGGGAGCCCUUCCGCGCAGCCGCGGCUUCAGCAGCAGCAGCAGCGUCGGGCGCCCCAGCAACCAUUCAAAGGGCUGCAGCAGCAGCAGCAGCAACACAAGUGCCAGCACGGCAUGUUUUGCACGCAGCUCCCGGCUUUUAGGACCAAAUGUGAAGGAGCUGUUGCUUCAGCAUCAGGGCCUCUUGAUUUGCAAACAAAUGAGGCUGUAGUACGAAGCGAGCCCAGCGCUUGCUGCAGCAGCAGCUGCUGCAGCAGGAGCCAGAGCGGCCGCCUUGAAGUUUCACAGGGGGACGCGCUUCUAGGCAGCUGCAGCAGCAACAGCCGCGACAGCUUUAUUGGUGGCGGUGACGCCGGCAGGUGCAGCGACAGCAGCAGCAGCAGCAGCAGCAGCGGCCUUCCGCGCAUUGGCAGCACAGGCAGCAGCCCCAACAGCAGCACAAGCAGCUGCGCACACACAGAUAGCAGCUCCGAGCUGCUCUCCUGUGCUGCAGUGCCCCAGGUGGCUACGGGGCGUGCUGCAGCACAGUUGCUGCUGUCGGAGGCCAACGCAGCGCCCGCAGCACAGCAGCAACAGCAGCAGCAGCAGCAGGAUCGGCAGGAAGAGGAGCAGCAACAUACUGGGCAAGACCAGGACCGAGCACAGCAGAAGCAGCAGCAACGAGAGCUGAGGCAGCAGGAACCGCAAAGGGCAUUGCGACUAGCGCAUGCGCAGCAGCAGCAGCAGCAGCAGCGAGAGGACCGAAACAUCCAGCAGAAGCAGCAACCCCAUCAGCAGCAGCAGCAGCAACAGAAGGAGCGUCCUCGCUGGAUGCUGCGUCCCCCGCCAAAGCACCUUCUCAACCUCUUGGAAAGGGAGGCGUUCCGCUGCUGCUGCAGCAGCUGCUGCUCGUCAGUAGCGCAGCAGCGGCAGCAGCUUCCCUCAAGCCCCCACCUCUCUGCUGUGCUUAAGGGGGAUAAUGCUGUUGGUGGGUACGGCGCAGCAGCAGCACCUCUUUGCAGCAGCAGCAGCAGCGGUGGCAGCAGCCACAGCGAGCCCCCCGCUCCAAAGGUGGCGGCGGCAAAGUUAUGCGGCGCCGCAGCAGCAGCAGCAGCAGCUGCUGCUGCUGCUGCAGCCGCUGCAGCAGCAGCAGCCGCUGCUGCAGAUGGCUCGGAUUCUGCUGCUUUCCCGUGCAUGCUCGGGGGCAGCAGGAAAGGACUUCCGCUGCUGGAGAGCCACGGAGAAACUAGCAGCUCAAGCAGGUGCUGCAGCAGCAGCAGCGACGGAGAUGAGUGCUGCAGCGUCGCAGCGCCUCUUUGCUGCUGCAGCACGAAAGAGAAGGCUGCAGCUGGCGGGCACCACGCGGACAACGCAUUGAGGCUGAAGCCAACUGCUGCUAUUCUCGCUGCUGCUGCUGUUCCUGCUGCUGCCGCUGCUGAUGCUGCUGGUGCUGCAUCAGGUGAGGAUGACCUGCAGCAGCAGCGUACACCAAAACGGCUUUCCGCAAGCAGCUGCCUUCGGAACGUCAGCGCUCUCAACACCAGCAGCAGCAGCAACAGCAGCAGCAGCAACAGCGGUAAACGGAGAAGCAGCAGGGAGUGCAGGUGCGGCGGGGAGACAAAGAGCAGCAGCAGCUGUCUGCUUCGAGGCCUGCAGCAGGGGAGAGAGUCUGCUGUCACCGAGCAGACGCGCUGCAGCGGCUGCAGCGGCACCAGCAGCAGCUGCAGUGGCAGCAGCAGCUGCAACAGCUGCAGCAGGCACGGUCUGCAGAUGCAGCAGCACGAAUGCACUCUAGCAGAAGGAGCUGCAGCAGCAAAUGCCGGUGCUGCUCAGCCUCUCCACACUCUUAAGACAGCAGACACAGGGGCCGCAGCAGCAGCAGCAGCGCGGAGCUGCUGCUGCUGCGCCUCUUCUGAAUGCGCAGCAGGAGGUAUCGACAACUACUUAUGCUGCUCCACGCCGGCAGAGGCACCGGAAACAACUGCAGCAGCAGCAGCAGCAGCAGCAGCAGCACCAGCAGCAACGCUCAGUGACGGCCCUUCUGUGUGUGCAGGUUGCACAGCACCAGGUGGUCGCGCAGCUGCUGAUGAGGACAGCAGCAGCAGCAGCAACCCCGACAGCAGCUGCUGCUGCGCCUUUUCUGCGCGCGGCGGCUACAUUUUAAUAAAGAAGUUAAACUUCAUCUUGAGACAUGGAGCUUCUCUAUUUCGAUUGCGCAUUCGAGAAGAUGGAUUUGUUAGAGUCCGAGACCUCUUGGCGCUGCCCUGCAUGCGCUCUGUAACCUGGAAUGACCUCAAGAGUGCCGUUGAAGGAAAUUUUAAGCGGCGAUAUGAACUUGUGUACGACAAAACGGAAGUAGAGACCUGCCCAGCCCUCAUGAAGCAGCAGCAGCAGCAACAGCAGCAAGGAGAGGAGGGAGAAAUGCUGCAGCAGCUAGAGGAGCAGCAAGCUGACUCGACCCAGGAUUUGGCGGCGUUGGGGUGUUGCGACUGUGCUCACGCUGAACGCAGCCGCUGUAGCAGCGGCUGCAGCAGCAGCGGUGGCCUCACCACCCCCCCAGCAGCAGCAGCAGGAGCAGCAGGCGAGAGCCUAUGCUGCAAAAGCGGCAGCACUGUUGUCUGUGGCUCAGUUGCUUGUGCAGAUCACGGAGAUAAAGCAGCAGCAAAGAAGGUUGAACGACUCAGCGGCAAGUGGCUGCUAAGAGCCACACAGGGCCACACCAUUCCAUACAUACGCAGCGACUUGUUCAUGCGGAGAGUGGAGAACGCUGCUGAGCUGCCCAUUUGUGCCCACGGAACUUAUCUAAGAAACUGGAUGGCCAUAAGGCAUUUGGGGCUGCACAGAAUGCACAGAAACCACAUUCACUUCGCCACAGGGCUGCCGGGUGAGGCGACGGUGCUGAGCGGCAUGCGUCGGAACUCCGAAGUUGCGGUGUAUCUACACGUGGCGCGGGCAAUGGCCAAGGGGGCAGUUUUUCUUCAAUCCACAAAUGGAGUUGUUUUAACUGAAGGCAUAAAGGGGAGGCUGCCGCCGGAGCUGUUUGCGAAGGUGGUGCUGCUGCGGGAAGGCGUGGUGUUGAUGCGGGACGGCGUGGAUAUGACAGAUGAACAUACAGAACUAAUUCCCGAAGCUUUGCUGCAUGCAUCUGAAUCAGCGAUUUUCAGAGAGCAGCUGCAGCGGGACUUGGGCGUGCUGCAGCUGUCGCCGUAUGCAGCACCAACCUGCGGGCUGAUGGCCCGGCAGAGCAGCAGGGUGGACCUUGCAGCAGCAAACCAUUUGCUGCAUGCGUACCACCACCACCGCCACCACCACCACGACAAGAGCCACCAGCAGCAGCAGCAGCAGCAGCAACUGCAGCUGCUUCGCCAGCUGCAGCAGCACACUGAGGGCGACCACGAGCUGCAAUGA